Rhodofomes roseus is the source of this 1208-nucleotide messenger RNA. RefSeq lists its product as uncharacterized. Lineage: Eukaryota; Fungi; Basidiomycota; Agaricomycetes; Polyporales; Fomitopsidaceae. Gene Ontology annotation, biological process: nucleotide-sugar biosynthetic process. The transcript is spliced from 9 exons. Gene Ontology annotation, molecular function: GDP-L-fucose synthase activity. The record is from RefSeq and is a predicted model, not a curated record. Bases 1 to 999 code for a protein of 332 amino acids.
AUGUCGAGCUCAGUCAUUCUGGUUACUGGUGGAACUGGCCUCGUCGGUAGCGCCAUCAGGCAUAUCAUCGAAACCGAGCCAGCAGGGUCGCGCUUUGGCAAGAAGCCCGGCGAGAAAUGGGUGUUCGUGAGCUCGGGCGAGGGUGAUCUCAGGGAUCCGGAGCAGACGAGGAAAUUGUUCGAGAAGUACAAGCCGACACAUGUCAUCCAUCUCGCGGCGCUGGUUGGCGGAUUGUUCAAGAACAUGAAGUACAAGCUCACCUUCCUACGCGACAACAUUCUUAUCAAUGACAACGUCCUCCACACAUCACAUACCACAGGUGUGAAGAAGGUCAUAUCCUGCCUCUCGACGUGUGUCUUCCCCGACAAGGUCACCUACCCGCUCGAUGAGACCAAGAUUCACCUCGGACUUCCCCACGAGAGCAACUUUGGCUACGCUCACGCAAAGCGCAUGGUGGAUGUACAGAACCAUGCGUACAAGGACCAGUUCGGAGACAACUUCACGAGUGCGAUACCGACGAACGUAUUUGGGCCGCAUGACAACUUCGACUUGGAAGGCUCGCACGUUAUCCCCGGGCUCAUCCAUAAGUGCUACCUAGCGAAGAAAAACGGCACGCCGUUCGUCGUGAUGGGUACGGGCAAGCCUCUGCGACAAUUCAUCUAUUCGUACGACCUCGCGAAGCUGUUCAUCUGGCAGUUGCGAGAGUACGAUGACGUCGAGCCCGUCAUUCUCUCCGUUGGCGAGGACGAGGAGGUGUCAAUUAAGCAGGUCGCCGACGCAAUCGUGAAGGCGAUGGACUUCCAGGGCGAGUACACCUUCGAUACGACCAAGGCGGACGGGCAAUUCCGUAAGCCGGCGUCAAACAAGAAUCUGCUCAGUCUCAUGGGUGGAUACGAAUUCGCGCCGUUUGACAAGGCAUUGGACGAGACCGUGAAGUGGUUCCUUGCAAACUAUGAUAACGCAAGGACCGGUCUGAAUGGCCGACCGACCGGGCACUAAUUCCCAGGAUAAAUGCGUAGGGCACAGAGACUUUGCUUGAAUGAAACAUACCCGUGUAACAGUUGGUGCGCUCAAUAUCUACCGUCUCAUAUAUGGCCUAUCCAUUGCUCGUGGCAACACAUUGUUUGUGUUACCGAACCUGUUGGCUACUUCGACAUGAUCCCACCAGCCUUGUCCAUAUCAACACUCGGCUUUGUCGCCGCCGAUAG